Sparassis crispa is the source of this 1581-nucleotide messenger RNA. RefSeq lists its product as hypothetical. Lineage: Eukaryota; Fungi; Basidiomycota; Agaricomycetes; Polyporales; Sparassidaceae. The record is from RefSeq and is a predicted model, not a curated record. Gene Ontology annotation, biological process: mitotic DNA replication preinitiation complex assembly; DNA replication; DNA replication initiation. Gene Ontology annotation, cellular component: DNA replication preinitiation complex. The transcript is spliced from 2 exons. Bases 1 to 1581 code for a protein of 526 amino acids. Gene Ontology annotation, molecular function: DNA replication origin binding; single-stranded DNA binding.
AUGGACGUCCACACCGUCCGCGCAGAAAUCAAGGGCUGGGAGCGCGACUUCCGCCAGAAACACGGCCGCGAUCCCUCUGUCGACGAGAUCAAGGCUCAGCCAGCAAUAGCCGCAAAGUACAAGCUCUACAAGUCGCUUUCCAAGGCCGCGUCCUCCUCCCUGCCACCCAAGAAGGCCCCAGUCAAGGUCGAUGCCCCGCUCCUCACCACCAACCCCUUCUCUCCCUCCAAGAAACGCCCCGCCCCGCCGCUCGUCCUCGCGCGUCCCAACCCGUUCAAGACCCCCACAAAGCCCAAGGCAAGGCACACCCGACGCGACGUCUCUCCCGAUCCCUUCCUCGCACACACCUCCCAGCCAAGGGAGCUCUCCCCCGACCCCUUCCCGCUCAUCCAGCCCCUCACCAAGCAGCCCGACCCACCCGCCGUGAGCUCCGCCGUCUCCCGCGCCCGCAAACGCCUCCGCGGCGAGCCCGUCUCGCCCUCCCCGGUAAAGGAGAAGCGCGCCCGCGUCCUCCACCCCGUCCCCAGCCACAGCGGCCUCUCGCCAGAUCGCGAUCCGGACCCCAACCACUCCUUCCUCGACAACACCCCCGUCAAGCCCCCACCCGGCCGCAAGUCCUUCAAGCUCCUCUUCGACGAGCUCCCACCGGCUGAGCAGUCCCGCCCGCGUGCGCCGCCCACGAGGACCCAGUCGCGCGCAGGCAAUUCCGCGCACCCCGACUUCUUCGCGACGCACUCGCAGUCGCGAGCUAAGCUGCGCACAGUCUCUCCCACCUCAGACGAACCAAAACCUGUCGCCUCGUCCAGCGCCCAGAAACGCCCCGCCGUGCCUCGCGCACCCGUACCGCGGAAGAACGACCUCCACUCCGAGAUCGCCCCCUCCAAAGGCUAUCCGACGCGUCCCGCCCUCCCCAACUCAGCCAAGCGGCCCCGCCCGCCCGCAGACGACUCCGGGGAGCACGCCCGCCAGAGCCCGUCCCCCUCCACCCCGCGCAACACCUUCCUCAACCUCCCGCUCCUCCCCCCGUCUCCGCCCCCGGCAGACACGUCGAAAGACCGGUACGACCCCAAGGGCAAGGGCAAGGCCAAGGCCAAAGCGACCUUCAGCCGGAAGAAAGCCCGCGUGCUCCAAGAGGCGACGGGCGCGGACGAGGACGACGAGGACGAGGACACGGAAGACGAGCCCCGCGUCAAGGUCGUCGAGCACGCCUGGCAUCGCCGCCCCUCACCCGACGCGGACGCGGACUCGGACGAGUGGCGCCCCCGCCCCGACGCGCAGCCCGAGGCCGUCCCCGCCGCGUCGCUCGAGACCCUCUCGAUCGACCUCCCGGACGAGCUGCGCCGCGUGCUCGCGCUCGACCCCGACGCCGUGCGGGCCGACGCGCAGAAGGAGGCGCGCGUCGUGCGCGGGCUGCUCUAUGGGCGCCGCGGCCAUUACGAUGCGCAGCGCGGCGGGGAGGUGUGGGGCGUCGGCGAGGUCGGCGAAGAGGCGUUGGGCGACGGAGAGGACCGGGGCGGGGCUGGGGAGGAGGAGGACGAGUGGGAGGGCGAGGGCGUGCCCUGGGAGGUUGGCGAGCUGUAG